Erinaceus europaeus (western European hedgehog) is the source of this 3727-nucleotide messenger RNA. RefSeq names its product cilia and flagella associated protein 251 (gene CFAP251). The record is from RefSeq and is a predicted model, not a curated record. Bases 122 to 3607 code for a protein of 1161 amino acids. Gene Ontology annotation, cellular component: sperm flagellum. The transcript has 23 exons. Gene Ontology annotation, molecular function: protein binding. NCBI's taxonomy places the organism in Eukaryota, Metazoa, Chordata, Mammalia, Eulipotyphla, Erinaceidae.
GUGGAGGAAAAAACUGGUGGCUGCCCGGGACAAGCCAGCCUUGGAGGACUGGGGUGGACGCGUUUCUCCCAACCCAGCUGAUUUUUAUGAUAAAAAUCAAGGGGGAACUUAACAGAGAAGAAUGUCAGAUGUGGAAGAAAACCCACUAGAUGAGACAGAAGAAUCUGGAGACGCAGAAAUGGAGGAAGAGGAGGAGGGGGAGGACGAGAAAGAAUAUAACCCAACUACUGAAGAGGUCGAAGACAUGGAGCAAGAGUCAGAACAAGAUGACUCUUCAGCAUGGUUAGAGUUUCUGGCAGAGGAGGAGGAGGGAAAGGAGGGAAAAGCAGAAGAGGUCGGAGAGGAGGAGGAGAAAGAAGGAGGCGUAGGGGAGGAAGAAGAGAGAAUGGAGGAGGAGGGAAAAGGGGAAGUCGAGGAGGAGGAAUGGGAAAAGUAUAUAAAGGAGGCAGAUGAGAAAGAGGAAGAGGAGAGAGAGAGACUCAUCAGGGAAAUGGAGGAAGAGGCAGGUGCAGCACAGGAGGCUGCGGCUGCAGGAGCACAGGAGGAAGCCGCAUGGAGGCCACCGGAAGUCACCGCAGCUGCGGCCAGUGUGGAGGCGCUUUCCCAGUUUAAGUCCCAGUCAGAAAUUUUCUCAGUAAGUAGUCCUUGCCAUUUUCCCCUUAGAAGGCAAUCUUCAGAUGAACUUGGAGACAGAAGUGACCUGAUGCCCCUAGAAAAGCCAGGACAGGAAAAGAGAGGCUUGGGGCCUGAAAGAGGAGAAAACAUUGCAGAAAGAGUGAAGAAGCUCUCGACAAAAAGAAUGCCAAAGAGCUCACUGGUGUCCACCGCCAACGAGGACGCUCUGUUUCACAAAGAUGACAGUGGCACAGUGUACCCCUUGAACAUGACUUGGUCAUUUGGAUGGAACAGCUCCCUCCCUGUUUUCUACAUUCGAGACAACACCCAGAGAGUUCUUCUGUACAUCUGCGCCCACACUGUGGUCAUCUAUGACGUUUUCAGUAACAGUCAGCACCACCUUCAGGGCCAUCCUAAUGUCAUCUCCUGCGUCUGUAUCAGCGAGGACAGGCGGUGGGUCGCCACGGCUGACAGGGGGCCCGAAUGCCUUAUCAUUAUAUGGGACUCCUUCACAGGCAUUCCUGUGCACACCAUAUUUGACAGUUGCCCAGAAGGGAAUGGUAUCAGAGCCGUAGCCAUGACCUGUGACGCCAAGUACCUGGCAACCAUCUCCGACACUGAAAUCCAGAAAGUCUGCAUCUGGAAGUGGACAUUAGCAGUAGAAACACCGGCAUGUACCCUUGAGCUUCCCAAAGAGUAUGGCUUUCAGAAUUACAUUACUUUUAAUCCAACAAAUAACAGAGAACUGGUGAGCAAUAGUAAAACACAGGCAAUAUAUUACUUGUGGCUUGAAGGGAGAGAUACUCUUAUUCACAGUGCUCCACUUUUAACAGAAAAGACAUUCAACAAGAUUGUGGGAAAAUUUAGCCAGUCUGUCUUUCAUCUGGAUUUAACACAGAUGCUCUCAGCGACGAUGGAAGGGAAGCUGGUGGUCUGGGACAUACACCGGCCGCACGCCUCUGGCUCCAUCACUUCGGCUUUUCCCUAUAUCAAGCCUUGUAAACUGGUUCAUUUGCAGAGAGAGGCUAUCACAGUGCUUACUACAAUUGAUAGCUUCAUUGUCACAGGUGACAUAAAGGGGAGUAUUAAGUUCUAUGAUCAAACCCUGUCCCUUGUUAACUGGUACAGUCACUUUAAACUGAGCACUAUCAGGUCCCUAUCCUUUGCAAAGACGCCUCCAGCUCCUAUAAGUGAAAAGUCCAACUACCCUCUGGACUAUACCCUGAAAGGUGACUUUUUCGUUGUAAGGGAUUUUAUCAUUGCGACAUCUGAUGCGACGGUAUACCACUUAACGGCAGAUGGAACCAAACUUGAGAAGUUACUUGUAGAGCCCAAGGACUCCAUCUGUGCCAUUGCCUGCCAUCCGUAUCAGCCCCUCCUUACCAUUGGGAGUUUCUGUGGGAUGAUCAAAGUGUGGAACUAUGAGAAGAAAAAGUACCUUUUCAGCAGGGUCUUUGAGAAGGGGCUUGGUGUACAGAGUCUGACCUACAAUCCCGAAGGAGCCCUUCUUGGAGCUGGUUUUACAGAGGGGACAGUUUAUAUUCUUGAUGCAAUGUCCUUAGAAAAUGAAAUCCCAGAGCCUUUCAAAUAUUCCAGAACCAGCGUGACUCACAUCAGCUUCUCACACGACUCUCAGUACAUGGCAACUGCGGAUAUGAGUUUUACUGUGGCUGUUUACAAGGUGGUAGUCAGAAACGGACAGAGAGUCUGGGAGUAUCUCGCAAGACUUCGCUCCCAUCGCAAGAGCAUCCGCACCAUCAUGUUCGGGGUUCACUUGGACUGCAACGAGCCCAGGUUGCUGAGCCUUGGGAAGGACUGCUUGCUGAUUGAGUAUAAUCUUCUCAAGAGCCAAAAAAACCACCUGGAAAUCCUAGACAUCCACCGGGCUGACCAGUGCAACUACCCCACCUGCAUGAUCUGGUACCCGCCGCUCACCAAGGAGCUCUUCCUUCUGGUCUGCACCAGCGGCUACAAAGUGAAACUCUUUAAUUCCACCACAAAGAUGUGCAGAAAGACACUUCUUGGGCCAGUUUUUGGUUCUCCCAUUGAGCAGAUACAAAUCCUUCCGGUGAAAAACACCAUUGAACUGCAGAAACGCUAUAUGGUAUUUAUUAACGAAGACAAGGUUGGACUCCAGAUUUUACCAGUUGAUGGCAAUCCACACAAGACGGCUGCUAUAAUUUGCCACCCAAGUGGAGUGGCUGGAUUGGCCCUCUCCUACGAUGGCUGCUAUGCCUUCACCGCAGGAGGACGGGACUGCUCAGUGGUUCAGUGGCAAAUCAACUUAAGCGCCCUGGAUGCAGCUGUUUCUCUUGGGGGCGAAGAUUUGACCCCAUUUUAUGGCCUGGUGGCUGGUGGCAAGGAAGGAAAAUUCUACAGGGAGCUGGAAGACUACUUUUACUAUUCUCAGCUCCGUAGUCAAGGUAUCGAUACAAUGGAAACCAGAAAGGUGUCAGAACACAUCUGCUUGGAGGAGCUUCCUUUUGUCAUGAGAGCAAUUGGCUUUUACCCAUCAGAAGAGCAGAUUGACAAUAUGUUUAACGAAAUCAGAUUUAGUGAGUAUGUGGAUACUGGAAAACUCAUUGACAAAAUCAACUUGCCAGAUUUCCUCAAAGUGUACGUCAACCACCGACCACCUUUUGGUAACACCAUGAGUGGCAUCCAGCAGAGCUUUAACAUUCUGGGUUUCUCCAACUCAAAAGGCAAAAAGGUUAUACGAAGAGAGGAUUUACUGAGACUGCUGUUGACCAAAGGUGAGCACAUGACAGAAGAGGAGAUGUCCGACUGCUUUGCUACCCUGUUUGGCCUGAACCCUGAAGGUUGGAAAUCCGAGCCUGCUGCUUCCUCUUACAAAGGUUCAAAAAUCUGUUAUGAAGAUGAACUUCCAGACGAAAUCACUGCAGAAAUAUUUGCAACGGAAAUUCUUGGCUUAACCAUUUCACAAAAACUCACACAAGAUCCUAUGGUCAGUGAAGCUGCAAGGAACGUUUGAAGCACAAAGGACUUUGUGUGGGGGUAUUUCUUUUUCCAAAAGGCACUGCUCUUCCUGCGCUUUCCCACCCCCAGUCUAAUCUUUAGAACACGAAGGCAUUAAAAGCAAAUUUCUUUUUUU